Hansenula anomala is the source of this 2181-nucleotide messenger RNA. RefSeq names its product F-box protein. Gene Ontology annotation, molecular function: protein binding. Lineage: Eukaryota; Fungi; Ascomycota; Saccharomycetes; Phaffomycetales; Wickerhamomycetaceae. The record is from RefSeq and is a predicted model, not a curated record. The transcript has a single exon. Bases 1 to 2181 code for a protein of 726 amino acids.
AUGAGCUUCAAUAUCUGGGAACUUCCAUUUGACGCGCUUCAUUGCAUCACAGACCGUCUGAGCAACAGGGACUUGUUGAAGCUUCGACUAGUCAACAAGAAAACCAAGAAAACCAUUGAAUCAUUACCAAACUGGAGAGAAACUUCACUGAAAAGAUGGUUAGUUUAUGAUGAUCAAUUACAAGAAGAGCAGAUGAAGCAAACCGUUGUGGAUUUCAAAUAUUUCUUACAAAGAUCAAGGGAAGAUAAAAAUGUGCAAGUUAAAUUACGUAAGAUUCAAACAGGUCAACUUUCAGAUAAACAAACCCUUGAUUUAAUUUAUUCAUUUAGUGAUAAAUAUGGUACAAGACUAACUCCAGUUUUGAAUAAACUAUUAAAGCGCCCAAACCCUGAAAAAAAUUUAAGAGUUGGUUAUUUUGCAAAAAUUAUCUUGGAAGUUACAAGAAGAAAAUCAAUUUAUAGAUAUUUUGAUGCUUUGGAAAAUAAUCCAGAUGGAACAAUUAAUCAAAUUUUUGGUAGUAUGGAACAAUUCUUCUUUAUAAUGAGUCAUGGUGAUAAAGCUUUUGAAAAUUUACUUCAUUAUAGAAAAUUGAUUAUGAAUAACGUUAAAGAGAGAUUACGUUAUGAUUUAGCGUUUCUUAAAUUAAAUCCUACCAAAAAAAUCGUCAAGAUUCAUGAUAUUUUCAUUGAAGAAGUUGGUAAGCUAAAUGGUGGUAAAUAUACUCAUACCAUGUAUACAGAAGAUUCUUCAAUUUUGAGAGUUUAUGCUGGUGAAAAUUUAGGUUUCCCAUUGAUUAGAUUAGCCAUUGUGGAAAAAAUUGCCAGAGAAUUUGGUGUGAAAUGCCUUCUUUUAAAAUUCACUAUGGGUGAAAUGGACUUUAUACAUGCAAAUGGGAUGAUGAAAGUUAAAGAUAACUCUUAUCGAGAAGGAUUUUCUUAUGUUAAAGCACCCCCAUAUUUUAGAAUUCAUCACAACAUCAAAUUAACGGCCCUAAGUACUUCUGAUUACCAGGCAAGUUUAGCUGCUUUCGGUAUUACUGAACCAGUCGCUACAUUGCUAAGACCAUUCUCUGCGGGGGAACUCUUUACAGAAUAUGCUAUUGAUAUUCAUGGGGUAAAACCAAGAUUAUUAAUUGAAGAAGGGAAAACUAAAAAAGAACUUUAUCCUAGAUCAAAUUAUGAACUUGAUGAAUCUCAUUUAAUAGCUGUACAAACUUAUUUCCAUUCUAUUAGAUCUGAAACAGUUGGGUUUAUGUCAUAUCCCUUAAAUUCUGGUGGAACUUUUAGUACUCCUAAAGAUAUGUUUCUAUAUUUCCUAAGUCAUACUUUACCAUAUGAAUUGGGGGUUAUACAUAAUCCAAUUUUUUUCAGAAAUAAAUCUAAGGCUAUGAUUCAAAAAGAAUGUUUGGAAACUUUUUCCACGGUUGUUCAAUCAUUAAUUUUAAGAAGAUAUGAUUUAAUUGAAAAAAUUGAAAAUUCAAAAAGAUUACCAUGUUAUUUCCCAGGUCAAACUUUAAUUGCUGAUCAAGGUGUUAAAUGUAUUGUUCUUGGUUGUAAUAUGGCUGAUGAUCGAUCAAGUGAUAUGAUUGAUGAAUAUUUGAUAAUGGAUACAAGAGUUGGUUCAAUUAUAAGGGGUAGUUUUGCACCAACAGAUACUGUGGCUUAUAUCCCAACAAUUGAAGAUGUUGCACAGAUGGUUGAUUCUUGUUCGAAUAUUGGUCUUUAUUUCGAAAGAUUUGAUACCAUUACAAAAAGAUUUAUUCCAAUUAAACCAUUAUUGGACCUCGUUACAGGAAGUGAAAAUUUCAGAACUAUAAGAUCACCAACAGAAGUGAGAAUAGCAAUUGGACAACAACAAAAUGGUCAAUCCGUGACAAGUGAAAUGAGCUGUCCAUUUGAAAACUUUGCAGGUCAUGUUCAUGAUCAUCAUCAUGAUACUGAUCAUGACAAUCACCCUGAAAUUACUGCACGCCACAUUGAUCCUUCUCAAUUUGAUGAUAUGACACUUCGUGUAAUGGAUCUUUACCGUCAACAAGACCCACAAGGAUUUGCCUCAUUUAUGGAAAGAUUGGAACAUAUGUCUCUUGAAGAAAUUAUGGCUAGAGUUGCUGAUAUGAUGAAUGGCAAUAGUGAUGAUGAAGAAGAUGAACCAAGAGAUACUGGUUUAUUUGAAGUUGAUUAG